AUGAACCAGAUUCAGCAACAUUCCAUGGGUUCUGAUCCAAAUUCCCUUCUUCCGCGCUUUCGUGUACCCAUUCUAUCGUCUUCUGACGUGCUGACAAUAGAUGCUUUCACCUGGGAUCAAUUGCUAACUCCAGAUCAACUUCUUCUCUUAGUCCAGGUUCGCUUGGGUUAUUUUAGUUCCUAUCUCUGCUAUAUUUUUUCCCUGACCUGCAUUUUUGGCAGAGUUUUACCAUCAUUGUUAGAUGUAGUCAAUGCAUAG
Protopolystoma xenopodis is the source of this 258-nucleotide messenger RNA. Lineage: Eukaryota; Metazoa; Platyhelminthes; Monogenea; Polystomatidea; Polystomatidae. The record is from the annotation of a GenBank genome assembly.